This is a messenger RNA of Lepisosteus oculatus (spotted gar), 1412 nucleotides long. NCBI's taxonomy places the organism in Eukaryota, Metazoa, Chordata, Actinopteri, Semionotiformes, Lepisosteidae. The record is from RefSeq and is a predicted model, not a curated record.
UGCUUUGGGUUGCACUCAAUGUCAUAUUUCUUAACAAAAUCAAAAUACUCAUAUCAUUCUCUAUUAGCUUCUAAUAGACGCACAAUCGACCAAAUUGAGCUCGGCAGCACACGCGGGGUUUACAUGAUACAACCCCAUUAUGAACCCAUUCCCCACGCGGGCGUAUUUUCUGCACAGACUCGUUUAGCUUGGCAGAAUGUACUGUAUUUUAAAGAGCAUUUUAAAUUAAUGCAUGCACAGUUAUAUAGUCACAAUCUGCUCAUUUUACUGCUUUCUGAGUAAAAGGUGAAUACGUGAUUUUUGUUUUUACGGAAGGCUAUAUUGUCUGUUUUUGAAAAUCUACUAACGUUGACUAAACCUGGGAUCUUCACGUCCAGCUGUCGCAACGCUGAAACGGAUUUCUUAAACCCUCUCAUGCCACAUCGGAGGUUGUGUCAUAUAAACCUCAACUGUGCCUUUUCCGUUUCCGACUAAACGCCACCAUUUCCGAAUUUGAUUGCUCAUGUCUGUGGGUGCAACUAGGAAUUCGCACCGAGUUGGAAGAAAAGCCUGGAAGACGACCGGUUUAAGAGCCGCCAAUGUCUUGCGAGGAGGUAGUGCUAACCGUGCGCCUGGUGCGCUCCUUCGAGCACCGCAACUUCAAACCCGUCGUGUUUCGAAACGUGAACCUGAACCAGACGGUGAAAGAAUUUAUCGCUGCCGUGAAGGACGUAGUGCCCCCAGGUCAAGCCUACGCGAAAGCCACCUCCUGCCAUCUGUGCCCACUGUUAGAGACGCUGUUUUCUCUCAAUACAGAUGUCUCUGCGAGACCAGGGCUGCCUCCACCAUUCAAAAAGUUCGAAUACGACACGAUGAAGAUAAUUCACCAAGCGCACGGAGCUAAGCUGGACACACAUCACUGAUGCAAUCUAGACAAGCCCAGUGCCCUGUAAACUUGCUGACUCAACAGCGGGGUCACCGUGACCCCGCCAGGCUCCAGGGCCGGGCAGAACACUCUUCUCCCAGGACCCGAUCGGUGCUGGACGUGUAAGAUCCUCUGUCAGCACCAUGUCAUCACAGAAUGUUGUUCUUCUUUGCUUUGUUCUGUCAGGUCAGUGCUAUAAAGUUCAGCGACAAGAGGCCCAGAGUCUGUGUUUUAAAGAGCUUAAUUGAAUCUUGCAAUUCACGCUUUGCCUGGUGAUUUACUGAAAGCUAAAUGUAUUUAGCAGUUAUUUUAUCGAGAGCAGCAGCAUGCCAGUAAUCAUCAGGCCACAGGUGAUCACAACACAACCCGCGCGGCGGUGGCGCUGUGAGGGACCGUAGAGCCCUCACCUGUACCGUUCCCUUUCAGACGAACGAGCUAGUGAUGAGUUUGGAAGACGAUGACAAACUGAUCCUGAAGGACGACAGCACUUUGCAAGAGGCUGGAGUCG